Molecule: messenger RNA, 649 nt
Organism: Drosophila subobscura
Lineage: Eukaryota; Metazoa; Arthropoda; Insecta; Diptera; Drosophilidae
Exons: 1
Coding region: 52-585 (177 amino acids)
Molecular function (GO): protein binding
Source: RefSeq, a predicted model, not a curated record
CACAAAAAAAGUACAGACGCACAGACAAAAUUCGAAAUUUGCCAAAAGGAAAUGUCACGCAGAGCUGUGGCCGGCAGAUCGGGUGCCGGUGAGCCCUUCGAGGCGGUGGAAGCUGUUCGGGCCGUGAUCGAAGCGGUGGACAGUUCGGUAGCCACAGGAUCUUCUACAGCGGUGGCCAACGUUGAGUUGUGGAACCCAGAAAAGGCCAUUAAAUUCUGCCGGGAACUGCAGGAGAAUGAGGUGCAGACCUUGCACUACCUCGGCCUGCCGUACGUGGUGCUGUCACGGCGUCCCCGGCUGCGGCUGAAGGUGCCGCUGUCCACCAUCAACUACGAGAUCGGCAAGUGGGCGGGUGUGGCCAUGCAGCUGCUCUUCACCUGCCCCACCAACUACCCGAUGCAGCGGCCCCUCGUCGAGAUUGUGGAGAAGCGCAACGUCUCGAGCUCGCUGGAGUGGGCGCUGCACGAGGAGAUUGUCCACAGUCUGGAUCAGCAUAUUGGCCUGCAGAUGAUUGCACCCGUCACCUUACGCCUGCAGACGAUGCUCAACAGUCUGCGAUGGCGAUUGCCGGGAAUGAUGCAUUGAGGACGGACGAAAGUUCUUUUGUCGGGCAGUACGUGGUGAAGCUGUCGCUGCAGAAACCGUGAAA